This is a messenger RNA of Macrosteles quadrilineatus (aster leafhopper), 1394 nucleotides long. It is a transcript of the gene wds, whose product is annotated as protein will die slowly. Gene Ontology annotation, cellular component: Set1C/COMPASS complex. Gene Ontology annotation, molecular function: histone binding. Bases 265 to 1269 code for a protein of 334 amino acids. The transcript has 9 exons. NCBI's taxonomy places the organism in Eukaryota, Metazoa, Arthropoda, Insecta, Hemiptera, Cicadellidae. The record is from RefSeq and is a predicted model, not a curated record.
UGUAGUUUACUAAAAUGUAUUAUGUGUGUCGUUCGGGAGUGCAGCAAAUUAAAAUUAUAGGGAGUAUAUAAUUUCUGGAAGUGAGAAUAGUAAUACAUUUUCAAAUAAUCUAACAAACUCUCAGCCAUUGGAAGUCGGUUGCCGCUCUGCCUCUGUUGACCAGAAAGUCACGUGACCCGUUUACUGAAUAUUCUACUGACACGGCUGUCUAAGUACUUCUACUUGAGAGUGUGCUUCAGGUUUUAAAGGAAAUACCUAAACAACAUGGUUCCGCAUGGGGGUCCUGGCGGAGUGAACACUUCUUUGGGAGGCUCCCUAGCACAACCAAAUCCCACCAAAACUUCAAGUUCCGGACUGAAACCAAACUACACAUUGAAGUUUACACUUGCUGGACAUACGAAAGCAGUUUCUUCGGUUAAGUUCAGUCCCAAUGGAGAGUGGUUGGCCAGUUCGUCUGCUGAUAAGUUAAUCAAAAUCUGGGGUGCCUAUGAUGGCAAGUUUGAGAAGACGAUUUCCGGACACAAAUUGGGCAUUUCAGAUGUAGCUUGGUCUAGUGACAGUCGUCUGCUAGUCAGUGCAUCAGACGACAAGACACUCAAGAUCUGGGAACUAAGCUCGGGCAAAUGUUUAAAAACACUUAAGGGUCACAGUAAUUAUGUGUUUUGCUGUAACUUCAACCCACAGUCAAAUCUGAUUGUGUCCGGUUCGUUUGAUGAAAGUGUGAGGAUAUGGGAUGUCCGUACUGGUAAAUGUUUGAAAACUCUACCAGCCCACUCAGAUCCAGUGAGUGCUGUGCACUUCAAUAGGGAUGGAUCUCUCAUAGUAUCUAGCAGCUACGACGGCUUAUGCCGAAUUUGGGACACAGCCUCAGGACAGUGUCUGAAAACCCUUAUUGACGAUGACAAUCCCCCAGUGUCAUUUGUCAAGUUCUCGCCCAAUGGGAAGUACAUUUUGGCAGCCACAUUAGACAACACGUUAAAACUGUGGGAUUACAGCAAGGGCAAGUGCUUGAAAACAUAUACGGGGCAUCGAAACGAGAAGUAUUGCAUCUUCGCUAACUUCUCAGUGACUGGUGGAAAGUGGAUUGUGUCAGGUUCUGAAGACAACCUAGUGUACAUUUGGAAUUUACAAACCAAGGAAAUUGUACAGAAACUUCAAGGACACACAGAUGUCGUACUAUGCACCACUUGCCAUCCCACAGAAAACAUCAUCGCUUCUGCAGCUCUCGAGCAAGAUAAAACAAUAAAGUUGUGGAAAAGUGAUACGUAGCCUGUACUUAUAGCGUCCUUUCUGCAUUAUUUAUGUGUACAAGCCCCUGUUCUUUUUUGUAAAAAGGUUUUUUUUAUCAGAUCGAUGUACAUUUUAAGGCAAUAAAAUCUGUGUUUUAAUUUCAA